Messenger RNA from Anopheles merus, 543 nucleotides. RefSeq lists its product as uncharacterized. The record is from RefSeq and is a predicted model, not a curated record. Gene Ontology annotation, cellular component: outer dynein arm. Gene Ontology annotation, biological process: inner dynein arm assembly; determination of left/right symmetry; epithelial cilium movement involved in extracellular fluid movement. The transcript is spliced from 2 exons. Lineage: Eukaryota; Metazoa; Arthropoda; Insecta; Diptera; Culicidae. The coding region runs from base 1 to 489 and encodes 162 amino acids.
AUGUCAUGUGUAAAAGCGAAGAAAAUUAGAAAUAUAUUCGAUAUUAGUAACCUUGGAAAAAAUGUCUGCGAAUAUUACUGUACUGACGAAUACGAAACACAACGCACAAGGAACCCAUAUGCAGCGAACUAUCCGGUUUGGGGCGUGCGUUGCCAUGGGCAACACAUGCUGUUGUUAUUUGCGUUCAUUCGAUCAGACUGGAAAGGAGGUUUCACACAAUAUUUUGCCACCAUGGGCGACAGCAGGAGUGUAACAAUAACACGUAAAGAUAUCAUCACCCUCGAAGCACGCUGUUUGGAGCAAAUUCGUGAGGAUGUGUUGUACGCGGUCCGAAACGAUGCAAAGCUGCGAGCGGUAUUGACGUCGAAAAAUUACGAUGAUUUCAAGAACAUCGUCGACGCUGCCCACCUAACGCCACUGAGCACCAGCGACAAGCGGAACGCGAAAACAAAGAACCGAAUUUGGAACAACAGUACCAUGCGCGAUUAAUGGUUCCACUGAAUAAAGCAUGCCAUUUGCCUUGGCUACGUUAACCUAACCCGA